AUGGAGACUACAGAACCAAUCAUGGCGCUCCCGCCCAUUGACACCUCUGUGGGCGUACCUCUUCUUGCUCGGGAUUCCAUGGCAACAUUCCCAGAGAUUUCUCAAAUCACCCUUGAGAACCCUCGAACAGAGUGGCAUACUUACAGCGAGGCUUGUCCCAGCCCGAAUGUUCCGACACGGUGUGAGUCAAUCUCGCGAACACGCAUGCCGCAAUUUCGGCAAUCCAGAAGAUGGGCGAGGAUGUAUGCCAGAUCACGCGCGGAAAUGGAUGCAGCUCCAACGCGCCCGUCGACUGGGGACCGAUGCUCGUCCGCGACUGGCAACGAUCAACAAAAUAUUGGACGCUCGAUGUCUUUACAACAACAUCGCCUCCUUCCCAAAGCGGUGGGCAACAGUUUUGGACGUCCGAAGAUCCCCCGCAAUAUCAGCGAGGCCAGCACUAAUUCCGGCGGCCUCUGCGCGCAUAGCGCCGCUUACUACUGGCGAUGUGUCAAACCUCUCAUUAGCAAGGUACCACGUGCAGGCUCAAGAGUAUGGCCGAACAGACGGCCUCGAAACCGAAAAGUCACAACAACGAGACGCCAGGAUGCCGCAGGCCGGCGGCCAUCAGCUUUGAUUUUUGUGCCCCCUGUCUUGCGAGGAGAGAGCAACCCCGAAAAGGACAACCACAACAUCUGUUGCGAAUCUGGCUUCACUAUCACCAAUGGGGGUCUCCGGUCAUGUCUCAAUGGAAACUGUCGCGCGGGGAAUGAACCUGAGGCCUGUUCGGCGCUCGCACCCUCGUCGAUACUCAACAACCCCAUCAACAGCGACGGAUUUUCAGACGAAUGCAGAAAUGUUCUGAAAAACUUGAACUUUGACAGUGAUCGCCUCGUGCCGACUACCUCUGCAGUACCCGCCGUCGUCACGCGAUCCUCAGCAAGAAAAUAUACUUCUCGUGAACUCAUCCCGAUGCCAGAAGACACUGCCCGCAAGCAGCUACUGUCUCAAGCUAUUACCUCCAAGCCUCUACCACCAUCACCAGAAGUCAGAGCACCUCACAACACCCCCACAGCCCCUCUCUCGGCUCACCCGCCUCAACGCCGGGAAUUUGUAGCUCAAGCUCCAGGCAAUACUCUGAGCAGUCUCAACAGGAUGCUGCAAACCAAGCAGGCCGAGCCGCUGGCCGUCUCUUCAUCUCUCAAUUCAUUACUUGAGCACCAAAACACUACCACCAGGCCACAGCCUAGACAGGCGAAGCACGUAAUGCGUCUCUCUUCCGCACGAUCGGCGAAGAGUGCUGCCAAUACUCUUGCGGGAAUAGAAGCUCAAGUUCAAAGGAUGUCGCACUACAGUAUCGACGUGGAAGUCAGGCGCAAUGGGUCCACGGAUUCUGGAGCCCGGAAUAGCGGACCUCCUCCCAACAUACCACUGCCUGCGUUGCCCCCGGAAGCACACGAUUUACAACUUGCUGUGACCAAAUCUUCAGAGGACCUGGCAAAGCUAGAAGGCGGCCUCGAAGAGAACUUGCAGAUUUGUGUGCACUUUGUACGCCAUGUCAUUCGAAGCACCCGCGCCGAUAAAGUCAAAGAAAAGAGAAUGCGCGAUCUUGCCAAGUCGCGCGUUCGCUUGAGCAAGGUUGACUCUUUGGGAACGAACGAAACUCGCCACAAGGCUUUGAUGUCUAAAGCCUCACCGGCCAUCGCAUACCAUGUUGAUGAGCUCGAUAGGUUUCCAGCCGUCCCGGACUCCCGACCUACAAGUCUUUGCAGCAGGUCCACGUCGUGUUAUAGUCGCCAGCACAGCCCAGAGCUGAGAACUCGCCAACAGCAACGCUGUAUGUCCAAAGUCCAAUCCACGGAAAUUCAACGGAGCAAGCCUCCUCCACAAACGCUCAGUCAGAGCAAUAUUUUCGUCGUCGUCGACAGUGAUCCCGUCACAGCGCGUUUUCGCGCGGGCGCCAUAAGUCCAAGACUGAGCAUUGCAGGCAGCGUCACUGGGGUGGCAAGUGCAAGGCAUGCACGAACUCCUUCCAAGCUCAAAGAGGUCAUGGCCAACAGGUUGAGUCUACGCGAGAGUCCCAGACGAGACACUAUUCUGGGCAGCCCUAUGGAGAGCCCGAGACGAAAAGCAGCAGGGACCAGUAGUCCGCUGGGGGAGCAAGCGGUCAAGCCUCGUCGAUCACGUUCUUGCUCGAGCGGCCAAACCAACAAGUUGCCUGGAAGAAUUGGCAGUCCUGCCCCAAGCACAGCCCCAAGCAGCUCUAGUGACGACCACUGGCUCACGCCUGGUGAGAAGAUCUCGCCGAUCAAACCGGCUAGCCAGCAGAGGAACAAACGCCGGCGAUGGAACAGCGGCGACAUCAACCUUGUUCGACAGCUACACCGAGAUUUGCACGACUACUAUGUGACGAUCUUGGAGCAGGAGGAGAAGAUCAAGUGGCAAGCCACGCAGAUCCAGACCAUGAUGAAGAUCUUUGCGCCAAUGAGACAUAUUCCAGGAGGACUGGAAGAACCUGUCCUUCUUCACGACUCUCCUGACAGAGACACUCCGACCCCAACCAACAGCAGAACUCUCAGGAAGUGCCGGAGCGCACUCGCCGGAGACAGGCGUCCGCCAAGUUCCGGUUCUCGCUCCCGCUUCCCACUGGACAGCAUCAAUGAGCGAACCCUCAACAGCCAGGGUCAUAAUGCAGUGAAUGAGGAUGAUGCGACUAGCACUGCUCCUUCCUCGGAAACGAGUUCACUGGUGUCAAUCAAAGCUAGCGCUUCUGAUACGUCACUGACGGAGCAGGAGAAAGUCACGGUACCAGUUGGCAAGCAAGGCGCCGACGUGGAAACAUGGGGGUGGAUAUAG
Molecule: messenger RNA, 2835 nt
Organism: Fonsecaea multimorphosa CBS 102226
Lineage: Eukaryota; Fungi; Ascomycota; Eurotiomycetes; Chaetothyriales; Herpotrichiellaceae
Exons: 1
Coding region: 1-2835 (944 amino acids)
Source: RefSeq, a predicted model, not a curated record